GUGUUUUGCAUUGCAGAGGAUGAUGGGACAGCAGAGACAUUGCAACUAGACGUGGCUCAAUUUCUGCACGACCUCCGCAUGCAGGCGGAUGUGGUGGUGGUGACGAUGAGGGCAUGGGAGGACGUGGUGGGGGAUGAGGAUGGACCCGAGGCUGAGCUGGCGAGGCAGGGUGCCAUGGAGGCGUUUACUCGG
Closterium sp. Yama58-4 is the source of this 192-nucleotide messenger RNA. NCBI's taxonomy places the organism in Eukaryota, Viridiplantae, Streptophyta, Zygnematophyceae, Desmidiales, Closteriaceae. The record is from the annotation of a GenBank genome assembly.